AUGGAUGAAGUCGUGCCAGGUGUUUGGAUUGGAGAUUUGAAGAGCGCUUCGGAUGUCAAGGGAUUGAAGGAGAGAAAUAUCUUCAGCAUUGUAACAGCAAUGCGAGGCAAAGUUACCAUUCAUGCGACCUUUAACAAAUACCAAAUCAACGUUGAUGAUAGUGCAAAUGAAGAUGUCCUCGUGCACUUUCUUCCAUCGAUAUCAUUUAUCCAGAACGAGCUGGACAAGGGUCGUGGUGUACUCGUGCACUGUGGGGCUGGAAUCAGCAGAAGCGCGACGAUUGUCGCAGCGUACCUUAUGUACUCACUCCAGCUCGACCCAGCGAGCGCUGUAGACAUGAUAAGGAAAGUGAGGCCCAUCGUCGAGCCAAAUGAAGGGUUUAUGGAACAGCUUAUGGUGUUUUACCGAGCAUCAUAUAAGUUCACGCGUCAAGAUAAGGCCACUCGCAUGUUCUAUCUGGAACGGACGAUGGAAGAUAUUCUGAAUGGAGAUGGCACGAUGCCAGAGACCGCAAUGUUCGCCAAGCAUCCCCGUACGCCAUCUGAUUCCGCAUCCAACACACCAAUGAUCGCACCAAGCCGCCGCAUACGAUGCAAGAUGUGCAGGCAAGAGCUAGCGACGCGUGAGCACAUGCUCGAUCACGGGCAACUAGGCCCACCGACGCCUGCUCUGCCCUCGCUAUCGCCUGCCACAUCAAGACGCCCGUCUGCGAACGACCGCGCCACACCCUCACGACGACCGUCCGCGAGCUUCGGCGGUCGGGGGCUGAUGGAAUCGCUCUCAAUGUCAUCGAUUUCAAUGUCAGCACUCUCAAUGUCAGCGCUCGAGACGGAGGAUGACUCCGAGUCUGACCAAGUCGAGAACGGGCACGUGGGUGACCCGUCUCCCUCUGGAGUUGACGUAAAGCCUCCCCGGCGAUCCUCGAUGUCAAUGGAAGGCCUCGGGAAGGACCUAUCAGAUGCACUCGAUGCAACUGUCGCCAUAGAUGAAGACCCGCCAACAGGGACGGCUGCACAAUCCGAGACGGUGCGUGUGCUGUCGCUUGUACAGGAGACCAGGGACGCAUUGAAGAAUAGCGGACCGCCUCCUCAACCGAGCACGCAGUAUGCGAGCCCAUUGGACCUGGCGGCUGAGCUGCAUUCUCAUCCGAAACUUGCAGCGCUGCGCACGCCUCCAUCGUUGAGUAUGACGGGCAUCAACGGGUCCAGAUCGGUGGUCAGUCCACCGAUCCUCAUGAACCCCAAGUGUUCUGGCUAUUUUGUCGAACCAAUGAAAUGGAUGGAACCGUUUCUGGAGGAUGGCCAAUUAGCAGGGAAGAUUAUUUGCCCGAAAUGCGGUGCCAAGCUCGGUAACUAUGACUGGGCUGGCGCAUGUUGCAGCUGCAACAGAGAAUGGGUGACGCCAGGCUUUUGCAUACACCGAUCCAAAGUUGACGAAGUAGUGGCGGGUUGA
This is a messenger RNA of Suillus paluster, 1452 nucleotides long. RefSeq lists its product as uncharacterized. The coding region runs from base 1 to 1452 and encodes 483 amino acids. Gene Ontology annotation, molecular function: protein tyrosine/serine/threonine phosphatase activity. The transcript is spliced from 8 exons. Gene Ontology annotation, cellular component: nucleus. Lineage: Eukaryota; Fungi; Basidiomycota; Agaricomycetes; Boletales; Suillaceae. Gene Ontology annotation, biological process: protein dephosphorylation. The record is from RefSeq and is a predicted model, not a curated record.